CCGUUAGCUUCUUCUAACGUCUUUUGUUGUGGUUCGAUUUGUGGACGUUAACCAGCUAACGGUAGCUGGCGCAGUUAGCGUUAGCUGCUGCUUUUCGGCUGAAAUGGUGUUUACAUUCAGGAAGAUAAGAGGUUAAGAGUCUCUGUGGUGACUAUCGACUGUGGCAGCACUCCUCCCGUUGAGUUACCCACCUGCCUGUGUCACAUGACUUCAGAUCAGAAUCCACAGUGUCCAGCUGAUCUACAGGUGCAGUUAUCGGUCAGAGCGCUGGGUCCUGGAUACUACUGCUUCUGCCAGGCCGAAGAAGAUGGGGUGCUGCUUUAGUAAGGAGCUCAACCCCGGCCAGCAGAAUGAGAGGAGCGGUCUGUUACAGCCUGCGCUCCACAAUGGGCUGAAUGAGGUGACAGAGCAGGUCAGGCAACACGCCGCGGCUGUAGCUCAGCAUGUGUGUUUAGACGAAGAGGACACGUGUGUGGCAGACGGGCCGGCCCAGAGGAAGCCUCCGGAAGAUGAGGACAGACAUCAAGGACUGGACUGCAAAGUUUGGACGGAGGCGGUCAGCGGGGACAUCACCUCACGGAGUGAGAGGGACCUUAAACCAGCGAGCGCUCAUGAGGAGAAGGGGGCUAUUAUUAACACAACCAGCACAAACAUACAUAUAGACACGGACGCAGAGGCAGGCAUGACACACCCUGCCAGGCCCAGCUGUGGACCGGCUCCGUAUAUGGAGGUGCUCACACAGAGUCCGGUCAGACAGAAGAUUCUGGAGAACGCGACGGUCAGGGCUUUAUGGUUCAAUCCGCUCCCAAAUGGGGAGAAGCAGCACAAACCAUCCGGCUGUUUGUCAGCUCCCGCCAUGUUGCCCUCUGCUAACUUCCAGGGUGACGUCACAGCAAGUGAAGUUUUAAGUGACCAGCCGCCGUCACCGGUCAGCGUGUGUCAAGGGACACUGCGGGAUUUCCUCAGACCGGAGUAUGAGGAGGAAGAAGGAGAGGAAGUCUGUGUCGUUGCAACAACGCUGGGUCAGGGUUUCGAAACGAGGACGAGGAGCUUCUACAGCAUAUGUUCCAUUGACGCAGAUGACCUUGAACACGACCAUGUCCACAGCCAAUCCCAAACAGCUGGAGCAACACACUCACCGCACACAGCUGAAGUAGAAACAGCUGCUCUGCCCUGCAUAGUGGAGUCUCCGGUCUCCAGCCAAUCACACGCAGAGGCACCCACAGCCUGUUACCAGCUGUAUGUCACAGAAUCUAAAAUGACCAGCGAACCCGCUUCAGCGCAAUCACGUGCUGCAGAACAGUCAGAAAAGUUAUUCUCAGCAGCGCAGACCACCUCACCUCAUCCUGUUGCAUCUCCACAGCUGGUAAAGCCUCUGUGUGACCCGCUGCCUCCGGCCACCAAUCAUAUAAAAGAUCAUCCUCAGGCGUCCACACAGGACAGCCCUCAGCCUGAAGACUUUUACUGCCAGACAGCUGCAAAGUACACAGAUGAGUCCCGGGAUGACAUCCAGUUGACAUCACACAAAGAUGAAAGAGCAUGUGUGGAGGCGGGGACUGUGAAGGGAUCAGAGGAGUGUGUGUGCGUGGAGAGUGUGUGUUUAGUGGAAGAGAGUUUGUACUUAGGCGUCCACAGAGCAGCAGAGGGAGGCUUCAGUGCCACCAAGGUACCGGUGGUUAAAUCCCAGGAGGAAGAAUUGGAGCAGAGUGUGGAUUCUGACUUUAACCCUCUGGGCAAUCAUCUGCAUCAGGUUGCUUUGCCUCUCUCUGGAGGUCAGACUGAGAAGGAUAAAACCUCCCUGCAGGGCGAGGCUUUCCCUGUGAGUAUCUGCAGAAGCUACAGCGAGGAAGGUGAUGUUUGUUACAAUGACACAGCAGAUACAACUCUUACCAACGUGUCUUCAGUUUCCACCGUCCCAGUUGUCUCUUCCCUGCCCACUGACCUGACUGCCUUCUCCUUGAAAACUACAUCUUGCCAGUCUGACUCCAUCACAUCUGACAUAUUAGAUGUUAAUUCAAACGAUCCAACAUUUAACUUGAGCAGCACUAAACAUCCUAGUCAAGAUGCUGAACAUGUACACACUGAAUCUGAGCACAGGGAUGCCAGGUCUAAUGAGAAAGCUGAUGAUGCUUUGGAUGACGAGCCUGUUCAGGAAGUCCUCAUGAGCGGAGACGACAGACAGGCCGUCAAAAAACCAAAGCCAGAAAUGUGUCAGAACAGCAAACAUAUUGAGGGAGGUGACGUUACAGUCGUUUUACCUGAAACAGGCCAAAACACACCUCUCUCCUAGAGACGAGUGAUGGAAAAU
This is a messenger RNA of Micropterus salmoides (largemouth bass), 2308 nucleotides long. RefSeq lists its product as uncharacterized. The coding region runs from base 308 to 2290 and encodes 660 amino acids. NCBI's taxonomy places the organism in Eukaryota, Metazoa, Chordata, Actinopteri, Centrarchiformes, Centrarchidae. The transcript is spliced from 3 exons. The record is from RefSeq and is a predicted model, not a curated record.